Messenger RNA from Colius striatus (speckled mousebird), 1786 nucleotides. RefSeq names its product mitochondrial chaperone BCS1 (gene BCS1L). The record is from RefSeq and is a predicted model, not a curated record. Gene Ontology annotation, cellular component: mitochondrial inner membrane. Gene Ontology annotation, biological process: mitochondrial respiratory chain complex III assembly; protein insertion into mitochondrial inner membrane from matrix. Lineage: Eukaryota; Metazoa; Chordata; Aves; Coliiformes; Coliidae. The transcript is spliced from 8 exons. The coding region runs from base 141 to 1400 and encodes 419 amino acids. Gene Ontology annotation, molecular function: ATP hydrolysis activity; ATP binding.
GCGCGGCGGGGCCCGGGCGGGGGAGAGCGGCCGAGUCGAGCUCUGCGCCAGGCCGGUUGGGGCCGGGCUGGCCGGAGGGGCAGGUUUGUUUCCAGAGCACAGAGACAAUGCUGAGGAAAGGAGCUGCUUAACCUCUCACAAUGCCCUUUUCUGACUUUGUCUUGGCACUGAAGGACAACCCGUACUUUGGGGCUGGCUUUGGCCUCGUUGGGGUGGGCACAGCCCUGGCACUGGCCCGGAAGGGGGCUCAGUUUGGGCUGGUGGCCUUCAGGCGCCAUUAUAUGAUCACCUUGGAGGUGCCCAGCAAGGAUAAGAGCUACCAGUGGCUGCUGAACUGGAUCUCCCACCAUGCCAAGCACACACAGCACCUCAGCGUUGAGACAUCAUACCUGCAGCAUGAAAGCGGGCGCAUCAGCACCAAGUUUGACUUUGUCCCCAGCCCUGGGAACCAUUUCAUUUGGUAUCACAGGAAGUGGAUUCGCAUUGAGCGCAACAGGGAGAAGCAGAUGAUGGACCUGCACACAGGGACCCCCUGGGAGUCUGUCACCUUCACUGCCCUGGGCACCAACCGUGAGAUCUUCUUCAAUAUCCUCCAGGAAGCCCGGGAGCUGGCGCUGCAGCAGCAGGAAGGGAGGACCAUCAUGUACACGGCCAUGGGAGCAGAGUGGCGGCAGUUUGGCUUCCCUCGCCGCCGGCGGCCGCUCAGCUCCGUGGUGCUGGAGGAAGGUGUGGCGGAGAGGCUGCUCCAGGACGUGAAGGAGUUCAUCGACAACCCCAAGUGGUACAGCGAGAGAGGGAUCCCCUACCGAAGAGGCUACCUGCUGUAUGGCCCUCCUGGCUGUGGGAAAAGCAGCUUCAUCACAGCCCUAGCUGGGGAGCUGCAGUACAGUAUCUGCCUACUGAGCCUCAGUGACCGCAGCCUCUCCGAUGACCGGCUGAACCACCUGCUGAGCGUGGCACCGCAGCAGAGCAUCAUCCUGCUGGAGGAUGUGGACGCAGCCUUCGUCAGCCGGGACCUUGCUGCUGAGAACCCAGCUGUGUACCAAGGCAUGGGGCGCCUGACCUUCAGCGGCCUCCUCAAUGCACUGGAUGGUGUGGCCUCCACAGAGGCCAGGAUUGUCUUCAUGACCACCAACUACGUGGACAGGCUGGACCCAGCGCUGGUGCGGCCGGGCCGCGUGGACCUGAAGCAGUUUGUGGGGCAUUGCUCGCGCUGGCAGCUCUCCUGCAUGUUCCAGCGCUUCUACCCUGCGCAGCCCCCAGCAGACGCCCAGCGCUUUGCAGAGCAGGCUCUGUCCGUCUCCAGCCAGCUCAGUGCUGCCCAGGUGCAAGGACACUUCAUGCUCUACAAGACGGACCCUGAAGGUGCCAUUUCAAACGUCCGCUCCAUCCUGCUGUGACCAGGGGCCGGCUUUCCCUUGUCACACUGAGAGGACUGGGACAAGGAUGUGGAGCUGCCCAGCCACACAGGCCAGGGCUCUGCUCACCUCUCUGCUUUUUAUUGAAACCAAGGAAGAGUCAGAGCUGCUUUACAGCAGGGAGAGCGAUUGGUUAUUGCUGCUCCCCGGACUUGAGUGCUCCAGCCCUGCUUGCCCGCACAGGUCUCCUGCUGAGAUCGCUGUAAGUGGGCUGCUAGAUGGGAACCCUCUUCCUUGCCCAAGACAGGCACUUCCCUGGGGCAGGCAAUUUGAGUGCUGCACUGCUAAAGAGCUGCUGGGCUCUGAAGGGAGAGCACUCUUCACUGGAUUAUGAGUAACCUCUGUGAAAUGCACAAUGUGAUUCUUGU